Molecule: messenger RNA, 828 nt
Organism: Drepanopeziza brunnea f. sp. 'multigermtubi' MB_m1
Lineage: Eukaryota; Fungi; Ascomycota; Leotiomycetes; Helotiales; Drepanopezizaceae
Source: RefSeq, a predicted model, not a curated record
AUGACCCGCUGUUACGAUCAUAUCGACUAUUGGAAUUCGACACCUUAUCGGACCCGAAAAGAGAUCUCUUCGGACUCGGCUAAGGUGUUCGGCAUGUACAAGACCAAGGAUAAAAAGAUCAAGCCAGUUGACGAAGCAGACGGCGUAAGAGCAGCACCAGGUAGCAAGGUUGAUUGGUACGAGCUAUCGAAGGCCAAGGAUACGCCACAAGAACAAGUAGGAGAAUACAAGCAAUACCUCUUUCCGCGCAUUGCCGACAUACCGAGAGGCUCCCGAAUCACACCCGAACGCAUAGCGAACCUAGAUGUCGGUAAUACACUACGGCUUAAGGAAAGGGAUUUGUUUAAAGAGAUGAUGCUGAGCAAAGAAAAAUCAAUCGCAUUCGCUUGGCAAGAGUGCGCUAGCUUAGUCGACCUUUAUUCGGGCUAUGAUCAACAAACACUCCAUCAGUCGAGUAGGGACCUUACCGCCUUCUUCACAUCGCUAGGUCUCUUCCGAUGCACUACCCUCCCGCAAGGUGCUACAAACUCGGUGGCCCAAUUCGUCCGAACAGUCAAUCUCAUCUUAAGUCCUUUGCAACCCAAAGUCUCUAUGCCAUUUGUCGACGAUAUUGGGGUAAAAGGACCACAAACGGAUUAUUCCGACGAGGAAGCACUCCCGGGUAUACGCCGAUUCGUGCUCGAACACAUCCAAAACAUCGACAAGACCUUAGAACGGAUUGAGCGCGCUGGUGCCACAAUCGGGGAAAAAUCACAGUUCUGCCGGGAUGGGAUAAAGACCAACCUUUGGCCAGAGCAUGCAGCGCACCCACGUGACAAAGGUGCCUAA